Messenger RNA from Cuculus canorus (common cuckoo), 3039 nucleotides. Its product is annotated as cytochrome P450 4B1. Bases 210 to 1733 code for a protein of 507 amino acids. Gene Ontology annotation, molecular function: iron ion binding; heme binding; oxidoreductase activity, acting on paired donors, with incorporation or reduction of molecular oxygen. The transcript has 12 exons. Lineage: Eukaryota; Metazoa; Chordata; Aves; Cuculiformes; Cuculidae. The record is from RefSeq and is a predicted model, not a curated record.
CGCAGCAGGCAGCAUCCCCACGCUGCGAGCAAGCGCUGCCUUCUGCCGAGGUUCCCGCGGGGCGAUGCUCCCCUCCCAACAAGCUGUGUGGUGAUUUGGCAGCAGCUCGGACUCUGAACCUGCCCCUCCGCCCUGCGCUGGCUGCAGGCGGUGCCUCCCGGGAGCAGACAAACGCCUCCUCCCGAGCCAGCGCCGCUGCUGCCGCCGGGAUGAAGCUCUCCUGGCUGGGCGUGGAUGUCUCCCGAGUGCUGCACUUGGCUGCUGUCUUCUGCCUGACCUGCGUGUUGCUGAAGGCCAUCCAGCUCUACCACCGGCGGCGGGAGCUGAUCAGGGCGCUGGCUGACUUCCCCGGCCACCCGACCCACUGGCUCUUCGGCCACAUCCAUGAGUUUCAAAAUGAGGAAGAGAUGCUGGAAAAAGUGGAGACCUGGGCACAGAAGUACCUAUAUGCUCACCCUGUCUGGUUUGGGAAUUUCUCGGCAUUUCUGGUUAUCAGUGAUCCCGACUAUGCCAAGGCUGUGUUGGGCAGAGGAGAUCCCAAGGAUAACAUGAGCUAUAAACACCUUGUCCCAUGGAUCGGGAACGGUUUGCUGAUCUUACAUGGGCCAAAAUGGCACCAACAUCGAAAACUCCUGACUCCAGGGUUUCAUUACGACGUCUUGAAACCGUAUGUGGCCCUGAUGGCAGAGUCUACUAAUGUGAUGCUGGAUAAGUGGGAGCAGCUGAUCACAGAUGAGAAACCAGUGGAGCUCUUCGAGCACAUCAGCUUGAUGACUCUCGACAGCAUCAUGAAAUGUGCCUUUAGUUGUCACAGCAACUGCCAGACCAACAGAAAAAAUGCCUACAUCCAGGCUGUCUAUGACCUGUGCCUCAUGGUGCACCAGCGCCUCCGCAUCUUCCCCUACCACAAUGAUAUCAUUUACUGGCUCAGCCCCCAGGGAUAUCGGUUCAGGAAGGUCUGCCAGCUUGCUCAUGACCACACAGACAAGGUGAUUCAGGAGCGAAAGGAGUCCCUUAAAGAUGAAAGGGAAUUUGAAAAGAUCCAGAAGAAGAGACGUUUGGACUUUCUGGACAUUCUGCUGUAUGCCAAGGAUGAGAAUGGAGCUGGACUGUCCGAUGAGGACCUGCGUGCCGAGGUGGACACAUUCAUGUUUGAGGGCCAUGACACGACAGCCAGUGGCAUCUCCUGGCUCUUUUACUGCCUGGCAUCGCACCCAGAGCACCAGGCACGGUGCCGAGAGGAGGUCCAGACGAUCCUGGGAGACCGAGAGACACUUCAGUGGGAGGACCUGGGCAAGAUGACUUACAGCACCAUGUGCAUCAAGGAGAGCCUUCGCCUUUACCCACCAGUGCCUGGUGUGUCCCGGCAGCUCAGCAAACCCAUCACCUUCCACGAUGGACGAACCUUGCCAGAAGGGAGCAUCGCUGCGAUAAGCAUUUAUCUCAUUCACAGGAACCCUGCAGUAUGGAAAGACCCUUUGGUGUUUGACCCUUCGCGGUUUUCCCCGGAGAACAUGACUGGCAGGCACUCUCAUGCCUUUCUGCCCUUUUCUGCUGGGACGAGGAACUGCAUCGGGCAGCAGUUCGCCAUGAACGAGAUGAAGGUGGCACUGGCCCUGACCCUGCUCCGCUUCGAGCUCUCCCCUGACCCUUCCAGGCCUCCCUGCAAAAUACCUCAGAUUAUCCUUCGCUCCAAGAACGGGAUUCACCUGUAUCUAAAGAAAAUCCGCUGAUGCUGGAAAACAUCCUGCCUUCACGGGAGGGAGGGACCAAGCAGAUGAUGGGACAAUGCUUCUCUGAAGCAAAAGGUGCGGGGCAGGAUUCGGGAAUGAGGAUUCCUUAUUUCUGUGCUUCUUCCACCAGUUGAAAGCCCUUUUCAGCCUGGGUUCAGGUAGGCUGGAUGGCAUUGCUCAGACCCAUUGCCAUCAGCUUCACAAAGGCUGGUCUCAGAGCAGGUGGACGUGGCCAUGCCUCUUCACUGGCCUCCCCCUCGCCCCACUGUGACAGCUGCCCUGGCCUGGCAACAUCUGCAGGUCCCACCAGCAUCCUCCUUUCCAAAUCCUGCCUUUGCACUCAUGUUUUGGCCAAAUCCGUGGCCAUUCCCAGCCCUGCUCGGUCAUUCACACACACCUUCCUCAGUGCCUAGAGGUCAGCUCUUCCCUCCUGGAGCAGGGACAGCCCAUGGCAGACCUCUUUCUCUCUCUCUCUCUUCUUGCACUCACUGUGUCUCUUUUCUGUUGAAAGCACUGAUCCAGUUUGGGCUCUGAAAUUCUUCCUAAACUGCAAAAUAUUCUGUAAUUUUUGUGUUAAUAAGCCAAUAGCUAUUCCUGUAACAGCAGCUGUGCUGCUUUUUAUUGCUGAUGCUUGCCUGCUUUGUCAUACAUAUGGUUUUAAACCCUUUUGGAAAUGGGAAAGGGAGAGGAAACCUGUGAGCAGCAAGAGACAACGCAGGUCUGGCUAGGCCCUUGCCCACAAGUCUCCAGCCGCAGCCAGCACAGCAUCUCCUUCCACAGGCAACCCCUUAACAGGGGUCCAAAGUGUCUUCAUUUAGGGCUGCAAAGGAGGAUUUCUGAUAGUUAGAAAGGGGACGGUGUCUCUCUUUUGGUUUUAUUUCCCUAAGCUGAUAAAGUUAUGAGAGUUGUAUGGUUGAGGUACACUGGAGGACACUAGCGAGCUGUCCUCUGCCUCUGUAGGAAUCAUUACUGGGGUGGAAAGUGUCAGAUUGGGAAAUGCCAAAUGCCGCUGUUGCAUUUAGCAUCACGGUGAUGUCAGCUGUGGUUCCCACAUCGUGAGCAGGUUGCUGUGUGGUAAGAGUGGCUGACUUCACACGGCUCUCAUCUGCAGAGAUAAGGCAGAUAGAAAGCAGCGUGAGAAACAGGAAGACCUUUCUUGUGGGAUAGACUGUGCUAUGCUAUCAACACUGUGAGCCCAGUCACUGGUGAGUCCAUUAGCAAGGUAAUAGCAAAGUUUUGUCCAAUUUUCAUUUUAAAUACACAAAGGGUGCCCAUAAUGAAUAAUAAAAAUAAUACAAAUAACUUA